AUGUACGCCAAGUCUGCUCUCCUCGCCCUUUUGGCCGGUGUCCUCGGCGUCAGCGCCGGCUACGACCCAGCUCGCAUGCCCGCCAAGACCGACUCUAAGGGUGGUCAGACUGGUUUCAACGACUGUCAGCAGCGAUACGGUGCUACCAGCCCCACCGCCAAGUGCCAGAACAUCUUUAUCAACUCGGUCAAGGACUUCUGUCUUUGGGGUCCUCCCAACACCAAAAACUCGGACACUGUCGGUGACCUCGAGGCCGUCAUGGUCUCUUACUGCAUGAAGUCUGGUUAUGGUACUCGUCUUAUCCCUGACGGCACCAUCAAGGGCGCCCACUUCCUCAAGACUCCUUCCUUUGUCCAGGUCACUGGUUUUGGUGACUUCACCAAGAUUCACAUCCGCGCUGGUGACGAGGGAGGUGAGCUCGACCCUCACGGUGCUACGGGCUCUGGUAACCCUGUCGGUGGUGUUGUCUUCACCCGCGCCUACACCGGCAACUGGGAGCAGCUUCUCGAGUGGCAGAACUUCAUGUCCGCCACCGAGUACUGCUUCCGUGCUUGCCGUGUCGGCCCUUGGGACCGCCAGUGGUGUCCUCACAUCUACGACGUCAUGGGUUGCAUGUGGAACCAGCCCGCCAAGUACGACAACGGCGUCUUCGAGCAGUGCGAUGGUACCGAGGGUGCCUGGCCUGGUGUUUACUCUGGCUCCACCUGGUACCAGGGUGUCAAGCCCACUCCCAAGGCUCAGAAUCCUGGCAAGAGCUCCAACUGCCGAUACUACCCCUCGAUCUCCAACGGUCCUGCUGUCAAGACCCCUUCAAAGCGAUCCGUCAUGGCUACCCAGGUCAAGCGAUCCCCCGAGUGGGAGGAGGAGCCUUAA
Molecule: messenger RNA, 873 nt
Organism: Ustilago hordei
Lineage: Eukaryota; Fungi; Basidiomycota; Ustilaginomycetes; Ustilaginales; Ustilaginaceae
Exons: 1
Coding region: 1-873 (290 amino acids)
Source: RefSeq, a predicted model, not a curated record